AUGGCGCGGCAUCGAGGUGUAUUGAAGAGCUUGGCCACUGCAGUGAGAAGGAGCCUUCUUUGCGUUUGCUGGUCAGCUGCAGGCGCACUGAGUACACCGGAUGACAUGUUGGCCUGCGACAGUGGUGAGGACUUUCAGCUUCUAGGGGCCAUUGAGGGGCCGACGGAGACGACGACGUGUAGUUGGCAGCCCGUCGAGGGCGCCGUCUUUCUGCCUGGCUAUGCCACAGGCAAACCCUUAGCUGCUGGCUCCCUGAACACCGCCAAGGUGCAUUGUGAAGUUCUGGGAGAUGACUGUGCUGGGAUCACCCUGCAGCCUUGUAGAUCAAACAGUGUCCUCCUCUAUUCCUUGCGUGCCGAGGGGUGGCCAGAGAUCUCUCCACAGGGUGAGAUCUCUUGGUUGAAACGCUGUGGAUCGGCAGAGGUGGAAGUCGAUGAGGUGGGUGCCAUUCCCGCCGCCCCCGGUGCGGCCGGGUGCGGCGAGGAGUCCUUCGCCGGGCUGCAGCAGGCCACGGAGGAAUUCUACACCUCCGGCGUGGUCAAUGUGAACUUGCUGAUCAACAUGGGCACCGUUCUUCGUGCAGCGGCUGCCUCUGGUUGGCACCAGCUGGCAGCAACUUGUGCGCCUGGAGUUUUGCAGACGCUUCUCCUUCGGCAGGAGGAGCGGCUCUUCGUGGACAGGGAGGAGCAGGUCGGCUUGGAGGACAUCUACCAAGACAUCCUGCACAAGAUUUUGCACGAAGGAGAUGAUCCAAGCGCGUCCAUCCUGGCUGAAACGCCAAGUUGGCCUCUACAGCACGGUUAUCAGAGAGUCCGUGAGCUGCGACGGCGCAGCGGAGACCCUCACACCCAGACGGUGGACUUCGUGCUUUGCUUCUGCAGCGUGGCCCGAUCGCCCGGUGGAGGAUACCCACUGGUGGAGGACGAAUUGGGCUGGUUGGCCGAAGUGCUCGCACCACAGGCUGCGCGAUAUCGUAGCCACACGCGGAUCUUUGUCAAGGAGAAGUGCGGUGAUGCAGCUGCGCCGGGAUUUGAGGAGCUCCUAAGCCAAACGCUGCAACACUUUGCUCACGUGGUCCAGGUGCACCUUGUGGAGGAUGCCUUACGAGCGGACGACGCUACGGCCUAUUUGGACCAUUUGUCCGGACCUUUCUAUGACGACCUGGCGGAUUGGACCUUCUUCUUACACGCGGAUGCGCCGGAGCAUGUCCAUCCAUUUCGCCUCCUGGAAGAGGUCCUCUCAGCAGCUCGCCAGGGAGCGCUGGAUGCGAACUUUCCAUUCCUGUAUCUCAGCCACAACUACUUGGAUUUGGGCACCUCCGUGCACACCUGGGACAACUUCGCCUCGCCCAAGCUCUGGCGACGCCUCUUCAGCAGCUCGCUGGCGCCGCCCCGCGAGGCAGUCAAAGGAUACUGCUGUGUGCAGUUUCUCGUACCACGGAAUCGAGCUUUGCUGAGGCCCAAGGAAUGGUAUGCGAAUGCCUUCGCCUACUUUGCUUCUGAGUCCUCCUACUUCGACCUCUUCCCCCAUGGACACUUUGUGACCUGGCAGGACUUGACCUGUCGCGCUCCGGCACAGCUGUGGAUGCCCUGGUGGCACGUGGUUUUUGGGGAAGAGCUUGCUUGCCCCGAGCGGCACCAAGACCCGCGCUUGCCGCUCUUUAUACAGCUGAGGAGCAUUCCGCCGGACCGGAUUCAGUGCUGCUGA
Molecule: messenger RNA, 1707 nt
Organism: Durusdinium trenchii
Lineage: Eukaryota; Dinophyceae; Suessiales; Symbiodiniaceae
Source: the annotation of a GenBank genome assembly